UACAACACCGCCACCGACUCCACCACCACCACUUCUCUCAGUCUAUAGCCCACUCCCAUCCUGAGGUGCCCCAGUACCGGAGGGCAGCACCUGUCCACAGGUGUGCGAGGGCGGGGGAAGCCAGGGGAUGGCUGAGUCUGUAUAGUUGCCUGUGUGCUGGAGCCCCGAGCUGAGUGACUCACCUCAGUGGAACUUGUCGCGGAGCAGCGGACAGCCGGCCCGAAACUGGCAGCCCCGAGUUCUUCCCCAGGUGGGCCCCCAGCUGAACUCUUCUCCUAGCCAUGCCGGGCCAGCCUCUUCUCUUCGCCCUGCUGCUGCUGUGCUGGAAGCUGGAUGUAGUUGGAGGGCAUAAAUCUUCCAACUCUACCGAGAAUAUCUCUUCUACCAGCUUCUCCACCACUUCCCACAGUGAAUCCCCCUCCACUCCCAUCUCCCACAAUGGCUUCUCCUCCACUCCCUCCUCCCACAGUGGCUACUCCUCCACCCUCUCCCAUAGUGGCUUCUCUUCCACUCCCUCUUCCCACAGUGGCUCCUCCUCCACUCCCUCCUCCCACAGGGGCUUCUCCUCCACUCCCUCCUCCCACAGGGACUCCUCCACUCCCUCCUCCCACAGUGGCUACUCCUCCACUCCUCCCUCCUCUAAUAGCUCCUCCUCCACUCCCAUCUCCCACAGUAGGUCCUCUUCCACUCCUCUCUCCCACAGUGACUCCUCCUCUACUCCCCCCUCCCAUAAUGGCUCCCUCUCCACUCCCACCUCCCACACCAGCUGGUCCUCCUCAACUCCCUUUAAAGGCUCCUCCUCAAACCCCAGCACUUCUUUUGGAGCUCCAUCAACUGUUACGAGUAUGGCAACCCCAGUUAAGGGGUCCACCAUUCUGGGGAUCAGUGCCAGUACAGGAGAGACCCAGAGAAAUCCUGGUGUGGUGAUUGUGGUCUGCCUUUUCGUGUCCAUUCUGGUCCUGGGCUCAGUGAUAGUGGCUGUGAAAUGCUUCAGGAAGAACAUAAACGGCUUUGAGAAGAUGGAUGAGUUACCCAUGGAAACUGUUCGAGAGGAGGUGCUCUUUGCUAGACUGACCCCUCAGUGACACAGAUGGCAGUGGGGGAUGGCUUCUGAGGGGCUAUUGGCACAGCUCCUGCUCACUCAUGACCUCUCCCCCUUCCAAAAGGAUACUGGUGUCUGUCAUGCAAUAAAAUGAAGAUGGAAAUGAGACAGAGACUCAUCCUGGAUCCUUUAAUUCCAUAUAUACCUGUACUGUUAAAAUUGGGACCCCCAUUUUUGACUUUUGAUGAAAUGAAAUAACAUUCAGUGCUUUGUAAACUUUAAAGCACUAUAUAAAUGCUAUUAUUAUUUGACCUGAGCAUCCCCAAACCAAGGGAUGGGGCUAGUCCUCCUCACUCUGAUGGGUCAUUCUCCCCUCUAGGAAGCAGGACUUCAGAAGGAGAAGCCAUAAUAGUGUUGAGCUGAGUCCUUUGGACCUUCUCUUAUUCUCAGAGAAGUCAUCAUCUUACUCUUGGUUCUAGAGACCAAGAGGGAACUUAGUGUGUUAGAAAAAAAAAAAAAAGAACAACUUACAUUCAGGAAAACCUGGGUUUGAAUUUUUGUUCUGCCCCUGACUAGCAAUGUGAUCCUGGGGAAGGCCCUUCCAUUCUUUGCCAUAAUAAUAAUAAUAAAGGAGAAGAAGAAGAUGAUAA
Messenger RNA from Antechinus flavipes (yellow-footed antechinus), 1692 nucleotides. It is a transcript of the gene CIST1, whose product is annotated as putative protein TPRXL. NCBI's taxonomy places the organism in Eukaryota, Metazoa, Chordata, Mammalia, Dasyuromorphia, Dasyuridae. The record is from RefSeq and is a predicted model, not a curated record. The transcript is spliced from 4 exons. Bases 282 to 1085 code for a protein of 267 amino acids.